GUGUCCUCCGGGACGUUCCGCCUGGAAAAUCUGGUGGAAUAAUUACCCAGUUGUCGCUAUUAAUAACUACUCUUCCCUACUGUACAUCCAUUCGGGGCUUUUGAGUUUUUUUCCCCCGCACCCGUUCGAGGUCUUCUAGAGGUCGGGCUGACUCGUAUUUAAGAUCAGCCACUAUGGAGGACGGCUGGAUGUUUACGGACCUUGAAUCCCACCAGGAAACCCAGUGGCCGCUGCUGUCGUCCGGCAGCAGUUAGCAUCUAUUUUCCUCUUAAACCAGUACUUUAAAUGUCGUUUUUUACAGGAUAGCUCAACAAGUAAGCACGUUUCUUAAUUUUUACCGAAUAAUUCAUCUUUUAUGAGCGUAAAAUAUAUUUUACCGAAUACUUCAUCUUUUAUGAGCGUAUAAAUCGCCGUAACGACACGCUAAUAAGCAGCCCAUCGACCACGGUGGUGCCUUCACCGUCGCAUCUACGCUUUUCAUAAUGACUGGAAGAAGCCUUUGAGUGUUUUUUUUCCUCCGUCCGACGACAUUUUUCAUCGACCAUGAAGGCGUCCCUGGCCCCCGGUAUUCGGCUCAUCACGUCCUUCUCUCGGGAUAGCUGGUAUCGCGGUUUCAUUCUGCUGCUGACUUUCCUCUUCUACACGGCCUACCACCUGUCCCGGAAGCCCAUCAGCAUCGUGAAGAGCGAACUCCACCGAAACUGCAGCGGCGUCAUCCGCCCGGCCGACUUGAACAUCACCAACAAUGUCACGUGGUGUGACUGGUCUCCCUUUGACCAGGACAACUACAAGACGCUCUUCGGGGUGUUGGACAACUCCUUCCUGGUGGCCUACGCAAUCGGCAUGUUUUUCAGUGGGAUAUUCGGAGAGCGCCUGCCGCUACGUUACUACCUGAGUUUUGGCAUGCUGAUGAGCGGAUUGUUCACCUGUCUGUUCGGCUUAGGGUUCUACUGGAACAUCCACUCGUUGGGGUACUACGCCGUCAUCCAGGUGUUCAACGGGUUGAUGCAGACCACCGGCUGGCCCGCAGUGGUGGCCUGCGUCGGCAACUGGUUCGGAAAAGGGAAGCGCGGCUUCAUCAUGGGCGUGUGGAACUCACACACGUCGGUUGGCAACAUCCUGGGCUCGCUCAUCGCCGGCGUGUUCGUCUCGUCGGCGUGGGGCCUGUCCUUCAUCGUGCCGGGCCUCAUCAUCGCCUCCACGGGCGUCCUGUGCUUCUUCUUCCUGGUCGAGAAACCCGAAGACGUCAACUGCAGUCCUCCUCAGCAUCAUAAUGACUUGGAAAGUGGUGAGACAGAGCCUCUCCUGCAGAGUCCUUCCCAUGUGGCCAACGGUUCCAUCGACGCCGAGACGCCGGAGAUCACCGCUGGGCACUCGGAGGCCAUCAGCUUCUGGGGAGCGCUCAGUAUACCCGGAGUGGUGGAGUUUUCGCUGUGUUUGCUCUUUGCCAAGCUGGUCAGCUACACGUUCCUCUACUGGCUUCCGCUCUACAUCUCCAACAUCGCACAUUUUGAGGCCAAAGAAGCCGGUGAUAUAUCCACGCUUUUUGAUGUGGGGGGAAUUGUGGGCGGCAUCGUGGCGGGCCUCGUGUCCGACUACACGGGUGGGAGAGCCACCACGUGUUGUGUCAUGCUGCUCGCCGCCGCGCCCAUGCUUUUCCUCUACAACCACAUCGGACAACGCAGCAUUGGCACAACAAUUGGCAUGCUCUUGGUUUGUGGCAGCCUGGUCAAUGGGCCCUACGCCCUCAUCACCACUGCGGUUUCUGCCGACCUGGGCACACACGAGAGUCUGAGAGGAAACUCCAGGGCGUUGUCCACAGUGACGGCCAUCAUCGACGGGACGGGAUCAGUGGGGGCUGCGUUGGGCCCUCUCUUCGCCGGGCUGAUUUCGCCAUCGGGCUGGAACAACGUCUUCUACAUGCUCAUCUCUGCCGACGUGCUUGCCUGUCUGUUUCUGUCCAGGCUGGUUUACAAGGAAGCUCAAGGUUGGUGUGGACGAAUCCCCCGAGUCAGAGGGUACAAGGAAACUUGAAAGGAGGCACCGCGAUGAUGACGACGAUGAAGACAACCGCCACCACGCCUCAACACGUGACACCUUCACCAUCUUUGACUGACUG
Phycodurus eques (leafy seadragon) is the source of this 2119-nucleotide messenger RNA. RefSeq names its product solute carrier family 37 member 2 (gene slc37a2). The transcript is spliced from 18 exons. Gene Ontology annotation, cellular component: endoplasmic reticulum membrane. The coding region runs from base 544 to 2034 and encodes 496 amino acids. NCBI's taxonomy places the organism in Eukaryota, Metazoa, Chordata, Actinopteri, Syngnathiformes, Syngnathidae. The record is from RefSeq and is a predicted model, not a curated record. Gene Ontology annotation, molecular function: glucose 6-phosphate:phosphate antiporter activity. Gene Ontology annotation, biological process: phosphate ion transmembrane transport; glucose-6-phosphate transport.